Molecule: messenger RNA, 1490 nt
Organism: Durusdinium trenchii
Lineage: Eukaryota; Dinophyceae; Suessiales; Symbiodiniaceae
Source: the annotation of a GenBank genome assembly
CAGGCGGAACCAGCAGCAUGAAGUCGCCGUGCAGACAUUGCAGCAACGUAUUGAUCAACUGCAGAAGGAGAUCAUCCAGUGUGACCGUUGCGCCAAUUCGUGGGAAGAGGAAAAGUCCAGGCGGAGUGCGAAAGCUUCCACUGCUGCGUUGCCGGGCUUGGUGAUUUUCCAACGGCCGUUGCCCAGUAACCAUCAGCGCCGAAAGGCUUUGUUGAUUGGUGUGAACUACCUGAACUCCCAGGCACCGCUGAAGGGAUGUGUGAACGACAUUUGGAACCUGCAAUGCUUGAUGCGGCAUACCCUCAGGUACACACCGGAACAGAUGCAGAUCCUCGCAGAUGGCUUUGAUGGACCCCCGAGGCCGGAGAGGAUGCCUACGAAAGCCAACAUCAUGGCUGCCUUGGGUUGGUUGGUGUCUUCAGCUCGCCCUGGCGACCAUUUACUCUUGGCCUUCUCUGGCUAUGGUUGUCAGCAUCCUCGGAGCCCUGGCUCCGAGAAAUGCGAGAGCUACCUCGUCCCCUCCGACUUCGCGGAUGAUUUGCCCGAGAAGUUCUUCCAGACGUACGAGGCCAGCGUGCCAAGCGCCAGCGCCAGAGCCGACACCCAGGGCUUGGGUGGCACCGUGACGGCAGAGGAGCUGCGACGGCAGUGCGAGGUCGCCCGCGUCGCCGCGGCUGGCGGCCGGUAUCGCUUGAUCUCCAUGUUGGAGGUCCACGACUUCAUCAGCCGGUUGCCGAAGAGGUGUUGCGUCACGGUGGUCAUGGAUGCGUGCUAUGCGAUUUUACCUGGCGUGGGCGCUGACUCGCCGGCCACCUUUCGCAAGGUGGAUCGUGGAGUGGUGGAGUAUUCCAAGCUCUGGAAUUUCAUCAGCAGACCGCGGUUCCUGGAGUUGCCUCCGCUCCCGGUGCAGCAUACUCCACCCGAACUGCCGAGAAGUACCAAUCUCUUGGCUUGCACGCUGCAUUGCUUCUCGGGGUGCAGGCUAAAGGAGUGGUGCGCGGAGUUCCCCAUCGAAGGUACCGUUCAGGGUGCCUUCAGCUGGGCCUUUCUGAAAGCCAUGGCACAGGGGCACUUCCACGUGGGCAUCUACCAGUUUCAGCAGUUCAUGGCCAACCUCUUGUUGAAUCUCAAGACGCAUUUCAAGCACGUGGAUCAGCAGCCUGUGGUGCAACUCUCUUCCGACGCAAGCCUCCAGGACGUGGUUCUUUGGACCUGAGAGGUGAAGAGAGCCAAGGGGUGAAGAGCGCCAGAUGAAGGAGAUGGGUGGCGAUUUGGUGAUGUUGAUGGGUGAUGGCUAGCUGCUAAGUAUGGGUGAUGGUGAUUGGUGUGGCGUUGGUGGCUAGCUGCUAGCGAGCUCCCUCAUUCGUAUUGGGAUUUCCAUCAGUUUUGGAUUGGAUCACACAUCUGCGUCAUGGUAUGGGAUGGUGGGAGGUGUUCCCUCGGCUUCCUUUUUAGACCCAUUUAGAUAUGGCUUCGACUUACGUGUUCAC